Messenger RNA from Megalobrama amblycephala (Wuchang bream), 5285 nucleotides. It is a transcript of the gene pax2b, whose product is annotated as paired box 2b. Gene Ontology annotation, molecular function: RNA polymerase II cis-regulatory region sequence-specific DNA binding; DNA-binding transcription factor activity, RNA polymerase II-specific. Bases 955 to 2115 code for a protein of 386 amino acids. The record is from RefSeq and is a predicted model, not a curated record. The transcript has 10 exons. Gene Ontology annotation, biological process: anatomical structure development; regulation of transcription by RNA polymerase II. NCBI's taxonomy places the organism in Eukaryota, Metazoa, Chordata, Actinopteri, Cypriniformes, Xenocyprididae.
CAAAACAAGAUGGUGUUUAAAUCAAACCAUAAUCACACCAUCGACCUCCCCAUUAAUGACAUUAGCGCUGUGCUUUUCCAGCAAGAUGCUUAUUUGGCAUUAUAUUUCGAAGGCCACAGCUGUGAGCUUUUAUUCUGAGUGUUAAUAUGAGAUGUUUAAGGUGACCAUGUUAAUACAAAUGCUCAUAUUACGCAUGUAAUUACCUGUGUGCUGUCACUGUACCAACCUCGCUACACAACUGAUACAGGCUAAUUCAUUGAUAACAUGACUUCUUCAAACUAUUAUCACAAAGAAAAGCAAAUGAUUUGCUCUCAAUUUCCACUAAACUCUCAUUCACUCGGAGGUGAAUGUUUCUCCCUCCCCUUUUUGGAGUGACAGGCGGAUGGAGCUUCAUCUGAGCGAAUCACAAAGUGCUGGAAUCUACUGCCUUUGUCUGAUACACUCACCCGUAGUGGCGAAAGGGGGUCCGCGUGAAGGAGGGGGCUGGAGCUUUUACAAACCAACACAACCGACCCAAGUCCUUCAGUCCCGGGCCGUGUGCGCAUGCAAACGCAUCGCGUUGUUAUUGAGGGAAAGGUGGGCGCAGGAAACCCGCAGUCUCCGAUGGUUCUGCUGUCUGUCAUCCAUGCGCAGAACCGAAACACAGCAGCCCAGCACCUGCUAACCGAGACCACCGGGAUAUAAGAGAUACUAACACGCGGAUGGAUGGGACGAACGCUGGGAAAUGAGUUCUGGGGAAAGCAUGCAUGCUGAAAACAUUUAAACAUUUCCUGCUGACCUCGAAUAUACGGUCAUGUCUGACACCUGACAAAUCCUGCGUCCAUUUGCAACUUUCCGAAGUUCCCCGCUCCUCGGCUGGAUUCACGUUACAUCUUCGUUUCUUUCAGUUGUUCUGAGUGUAAGAAAGACGAGACGGCGACUUCAGUUGACUAUCUGUCUUUUCUCGGUUAUCCGAUGGAUAUUCACUGUAAGGCAGACCCCUUCUCCGCCAUGCACCGGCACGGGGGAGUGAACCAGCUGGGCGGGGUGUUCGUGAACGGAAGGCCUUUACCUGACGUUGUGCGCCAGAGAAUCGUGGAGCUCGCGCAUCAAGGGGUCAGACCCUGUGACAUCUCGAGACAGCUGAGGGUCAGUCACGGCUGCGUCAGCAAGAUCUUGGGCAGAUAUUACGAGACUGGCAGCAUAAAGCCUGGAGUCAUCGGAGGAUCCAAACCCAAAGUCGCCACGCCGAAGGUGGUGGAUAAAAUAGCGGACUAUAAAAGACAGAAUCCCACCAUGUUCGCCUGGGAGAUCCGGGACAGGCUGCUGGCGGAGGGGAUCUGUGAUAAUGACACCGUCCCCAGCGUCUCCUCCAUAAACAGGAUCAUUCGGACGAAGGUUCAGCAACCGUUUCACCCCUCGCCAGAUGGGACAUCUCUUUCCACCCCAGGACACACUAUAGUCCCCAGUACAGCAUCUCCUCCUGUCUCCAGUUCUUCCAACGACCCCGUGGGCUCCUACUCCAUCAACGGCAUUCUGGGAAUCCCUCGCUCCAAUGGAGAAAAGAGGAAAAGAGAUGCUGAUGGUUCUGAGGGUUCAGCGCAGAGCAGUGAUUCUCAGGGCAGCGUGGAGAGCCUGAGGAAACAUCUGCGAGCCGAUGCCUUCACACAGCAGCAGUUAGAGGCCCUGGACCGAGUGUUCGAGAGGCCGGCAUUCCCCGACGUCUUUCCCACUUCUGAACACGUCAAACCGGAGCAGGCGAGUGAGUACAGCCUCCCUGCAUUAAACGCAGGCCUGGACGAAGUCAAACCCAGUUUAUCCUCCAGCACGACCUCUGACCUGGGUGCCAGCGUGUCGCAGAGCUACCCUGUAGGUCGGGAUAUGGCCAACACAACCUUACCUGGAUAUCCACCUCACGUCCCACCCACCGGGCAGGGCAGCUACCCCACGUCCACACUGGCUGGAAUGGUUCCUGGGAGUGAAUUUUCAGGGAAUCCCUACAGCCAUCCACAAUACACAACCUACAAUGAAGCCUGGAGAUUCAGCAACCCAGCAAUACUGAGUUCCCCCUAUUAUUAUAGUGCAUCCAGAGGCUCCGCCCCCCCAACUGCUGCCGCUGCAUAUGACCGCCACUAGUUACCACGGAAACCAAAUUAGGCGGCACGCCCAUGGACUCGGACUUCAUAUUCUGCCAGUGUGAGCAGUGGAGCUGAUUGGACAGAGUGGUUUCAUGCGGUCACAUGAUGAAGAACAGACCAAUCAGGAACAAAAACAUCUCAACGACAAUUCAGCCAUUCACACACGUGACGAGGGAAAACUCUUAAAAAAUGAACAAUAAAUGUAUAUCUCACGGACUGAGGGUAAAUAUGAUUUUUAAAACGUACAAUGGAAUUAACAUCUGCUUUUGUAACACUUUUAUAUUUUGUCCUCUCAUUUAUAUUCAUAGGCAUUCAUACUUAAAGUGGUUCUUUUUGUUAGUUUGGAUAGACACUGAAAUGAACAAUAUCGCCGUAUUACAAACGUAAAGUCUUGUUCAUUUGUAAAAGCAUUUCAGAUGCUGUCAGUGUGCUGAUAAUGUACUUUUCAGUGUCUAUCCAAAUGUAAAAAAAAUGUCUAUGUACCUACACUUCAUUUACGAAUACCUACAAUACGAACACAUCUGGAGAGUCUCUGACAAGGAAAACCUUUCCAACGCAUGGUAGCAGAUUCUCCUAACAGGUUUCUCUCUCGGUGUGUGUCUGUGGACUUCGCAAAAACGAACAGUAAAACUCACACGGACUCCACUCCCUAUUACUCAAUACAGUGUGUACUCAAACUCAGCAUGGAAAUAAAAGCAGACCUACUCCUCCCUCUCAACGCCAGCAGAAGAUUGCUAGCACACUUCUGUGAGAAACAAUCAGAUACAAACUUGAAAGAGAAGAAGCGAGGAGACAAAUAUUUCAUCAAACAGAGAAAACUGACCUGCUGUCAAUCCUGGUACUACUGAGACCAGAUUUGAUUAUAAGUGGAAAUACUCGAAGAUGCAUUUUUUGUAUGUCGUUUUUAUAAUGACAAGGACACUACAGUAUGCAUGGAUUAUUUUCAUUCAUUAUGCAUUUUUUAAUGUUUAUCAUAGAUCAAAUUAUGUAUCAAAUUCUCAGGAGGGAGUUGAAUCGCGACCACUUAUAUGAUAGUUUUACACCUGAUUCACUAAGGCCACGUACACACUGCGGUUGUCAGUUCACCUUUUAGUGCUUAAUCCUGUUCUGUACACACACUUCAGUAAAAUACAGGAGUGACAAACGCAUUCUACAGCCGAAUUAACUCCCGAAAAAUACAACUGCAUUUACUGAAAUUCUAUGCAGUGUUCACUGCUAGUUGUUAAUGACAUUUUUUAACAUGCAUCAGAGAUGUCUCUAUGGAUAUGUUCACACUGUGAGCCUUAGAUCAGAUUUUUUUGUAUAGCUGUAUUGUGGCCAAUAUCAGAUUUCCAAUGUGAACAGAUCAUGGUUCUGAACUGAUCUGCAUGCGCAAAAGAACGAUACAAACGCGGUUGCCAGGUUUUUACCACACAAUCCACUCAAUUGCUUCUCAAAACUAGUCCAAAACUAGCCCAAUCGCUUUUCGCGGAGUUAAAUACCGCAUUAGUGCGAUCGCUUCAGUCCAUGGAGUUGCAAAACAAUCAGCGGCAACAGUGAAAAAGUAACCCAAUUGUGCGGGAAAAUUGUGGACUUGGCAACACACACAGCGUGCUGUCAUACUGAAGUAAACACAGAGGGCCAGUGUUGCCAAGUCUGCGGUUUUCGCGCAGAAUUGGGCUACUUUUACACUGUUGCCACGGGUUGUUUUUCAUGUCCGCGGGUUGAAUCGACCCAAAAUAACAUAAUAUUUAUCCCCUGGAAACGCAAAUUUUACCCUCCGGUAAGUAAUUUUUACCGUGGGACCCCCCUGAAAUGUGAUUGGACUAGUUUUGAGGGGCAAUUGUGUGGGUUUUGUUUUGAAAACCAGGCAACCCUGUGGAGGGCAUUAAAGUAAGUGAUUACGCGUUUAUUUAUAGUGUGAUCUGCCAUGGAAGCCAGCGAAAUUACGCGCAGGCAUUCGGCAUAACACAAAUGCUUUAUGCUGAAAAUAAGACCAAAUUAUCACGACUCAUUUCUGUUCACUUUAAUAACUACAUAAACCCAAUCGCUUUAUGAGCGAGCUUAAACAACAAGCCCAAAAACACUUAUAAUGUUUGAUCAUGACGCUCAAGCAUAAACAGUGUUUAACAUUUAGUUAAAUUGCUGAAAAUAAGGAGUGUUUUGUCACUGUAAUAUCACUUUGGUCACAAUAACGGAUUCCAAACACGCCAGACGGCAGAACGUCGCUAUGGUUUCCAAGCUGUCAAUCAUCGCAGUUUUGAGAGCGAGUCGUGUUCCGUACACACAUGUAACGAUAAUUUAGGGGAUUCACUCCCGCAUUUAAAUGCGGUUUUCACUCCUGAAACUUACAGUAUGUACAUGGCCUAUAAGAAUCGGGAAACACUGUACUGUAAAACAGUAUUUCAGCACAUUUAGCACCUGGUUUGGAGGUGGUUUGACAGGUGCUGAAAUACAGAUGCAAAAGUGGUUUAGUGAAUUCACCCCUCAGUGUUAUUUUUUGCACUAUGGGUUGUGCUCUUUAUGAGAUGGCUAUGAAUAUCUUCAGUGAACUUACUCACUCUUCAGUCAGAUUGGAUGCUCGGUACGAGUUUUUAAAGCAUUUGAGAAAAAAAACAAACAUGUACUACUGAUCAGAUGAAGCACUUAAACCUCCAAACGUGUUUACAGAAUAGUUAGCAGCUGUUCAAUUAAUCAACAGAUGGGUUGGUCACUGGUUAUCGGCUUUAUGAUUUACUUUUCAGAACUCAAAUACAUUUUGGGAUCGUCAAGCUGUUACAGUUCAAUGCUUUACAACAAGUGCAAUUCAGCAAAACAUUUUUCAUAAUCAUGUACUGUACACUCCAGUUCUGACAAACAACUUUCGUUUUCAUCAAAUACGUUACAGUUGAGAGAAUGUACUUGUAUUACAUUUGCCAAAGACUUUUUGUUGAUGUGUAUUUUUUAUUUACAGUCUGCUGUCGCAUUGUACAAACAGUAUUAUAGUAAAACAUCUUCAAUAUAUGUACAAAUCCUAUGCAGAGCAAAGAAAAAACUGUUGUAUGCAUAAACUAUAAAACUACUGACAUGUUUGUUUUGUUCAUUAUUUAUGUUAUUUUGUGAAAUAAUAAUUUUUAAAAUAAUUUUGUGUGAAAUGUCAUUUCUGUACUGUAAAUACAUUCUGAUCAAAUCUGGUCCGUCUCUCUGGUU